CCUCCGGACACGUUUGGAGGUAACACAGCACAAAAAUAAAAAAGCCCUGAGUUUAGUUAGUCAUGUACCGCUGCAUGUCCAGCUUAUUUUUUCUGAAGAGAGGGAGGAGCCUAACGAACACGUCAUUCUCCAAGCCACUGUCAUGGAUCACAGAAAUCAAGCGCACACCAGCAGCUUUUAACUGCUUUUUAUGCCAGUGCAUACAUUUAACCUCAAACAGUCCACUACCUCAUGGGACACUAAACACUCAGCAGCAAAGUUCGACACCCAGACCACCCUUACCCCGAUACAUGAGCUCAAGCGCACCCAGAAGAAGGUUGCCAAGUGCCUUUCCAGUAUUAGACGGUGCAUUUCAGCCAAUACACAACCAUGUAUUUGAAGCAAAUUCAUGUAACAGCCAGGUGUGUCGCAAAAGGUACAUGGAGCUCAAGAAGAAAGUGUUGAAGGGAGGAGGUGAAAAUGCCAUAGCUCGUCACACACAGAAGAACAAGAAGGUUCUAGUCAGAGAUAGACUACGCAUGCUGUUGGAUGAUGAAGAUUAUCUAGAACUGUCGCCAUUUGCUGGGCUGGGUUUACCCUAUGGAGACAUUCCAUCAGCUGGCUGUUUCACAGGUGUUGGUAAAAUAAACGGACUGUGGUGUGUGUUCAUUGCUAAUGAUGCCACAGUGAAAGGAGGUACAGCAUAUCCUAUUACAGUAAAGAAACAGCUCCGAGCACAAGAAGUGGCUAUUCAGAAUCGUCUGCCGUGUGUGUACUUGGUUGACAGUGGCGGUGCAUUUUUACCACUUCAGUCAGACAUCUUCCCUGAUAAGAACCAUGGUGGCCGCACUUUUUACAAUGAAGCUGUAAUGUCAGCAAUGAAGAUUCCACAGGUGGCAUUGGUGUGUGGAUCAUGCACAGCUGGUGGAGCUUAUGUCCCCACCAUGGCAGAGGAGGCAGUGAUUGUGCACAGGAUAGGGACCAUAUUUUUAGGUGGUCCACCCCUGGUUAAAGCUGCUACAGGUGAAGAAGUGACUCCUGAAGAUCUUGGAGGGGCAACAUUGCACUCCAAAGUGAGUGGCUGUGUGGACCAUUUUGCUGCUGUGGAGAGUGAGGGGUACGAGUGCACCAGGAACAUCAUCUCCACUCUCAACUUUGAGCUCCCAGAGGAGAGCACCACUGAGGUGGAGGAGCCCCUGUACAGUGCUGAGGAGCUUAUGGGCCUUGCACCAAAGAGCUACAAUUACAGCAUGGAUGUCAGACUGAUUGUCAGUCGGCUGACUGAUGGUAGUCGGUUGCAGGAGUUCAAGGCUUGCUAUGGUACCACUCUCCUUACCGGAUUUGCCAGAAUCGAAGGACAUCAGGUUGGCAUUGUAGCGAACAAUGGGGAGCUGACGUAUGAAGCCUCUCUGAAAGGUAGCCAUUUUGUUCAGCUGUGUGAUCAGAGAGACAUCCCUCUAAUCUUCCUGCAGAACACGGCCCCACAGCCUGUCCACACUCUCUCACAAGCCAAGGCAGAGAUGAACACUAACAGACUCAAAGCUCAGGGAUCCAUGAUGUCUGCUGUGGCCUGUGCUUCUACUCCUAAGAUCACUGUGGUCAUUGGAGGCUGUCAUGGUGGUGACAGCUAUGCCAUGUGUGGAAGGGCUUUUGACCCCAACUUCCUGUUUCUGUGGCCCAGUGCUAGAGUGUCGAUUUUGGCCCCAGGUCAUGCUGGUGCUUUGGUGCAGGAAGAAAAGGAGACCAUGCGCAUUAAUGACCAGCUGGAAAAAGAGAGCACAGCAUUCUUCUCAUCAGGCAGGCUUUGGGAUGAUGGAGUGAUUUUUCCACAAGACACCAGGAAGGUGUUGGGCAAAUGUUUGAAAAUCAUCAAACAACAGGAGUACCAGCUGUCUAAAGAGAAGCAGAAAUCUCCCCUUUUUCGACUGUAACACUACCUCUUAACAGUCUUAUUUAGAAACUUUUUAUAUGACUACCUCCAUUUAUGAGGACUUCUGUUUUAUAGAGUACAGUUAACCUGUAUUGUAAUCAGCAGCAACUGCAUUGUUGCUUUUUGUGCAUAUACAAAAAUAAAUAA
Colossoma macropomum (tambaqui) is the source of this 2056-nucleotide messenger RNA. RefSeq names its product methylcrotonoyl-CoA carboxylase beta chain, mitochondrial-like. The transcript has 13 exons. The record is from RefSeq and is a predicted model, not a curated record. Lineage: Eukaryota; Metazoa; Chordata; Actinopteri; Characiformes; Serrasalmidae. Gene Ontology annotation, biological process: L-leucine catabolic process. Gene Ontology annotation, cellular component: mitochondrion; methylcrotonoyl-CoA carboxylase complex. Gene Ontology annotation, molecular function: methylcrotonoyl-CoA carboxylase activity. The coding region runs from base 63 to 1910 and encodes 615 amino acids.